AGAACACCUCGAGCAUCCAGAGAGUGUGUGCUCGUCCUUUUCAGGAGUCACUUGCUGCAGACACUUAACAAAAGCUUGGAUUGUGGAUUCUGUUGAAGGCAUGCUUUUCCGUGAUAGCAUCAUCUUGGCUCCUUGGUGGAUCCUUUGCUUGACACACAUCGACCAAGCUGAGGAGCCUUCCAGAGAUGAUGUUCUACGGUGGUUCCAAGGUCGCAUUCUGGACAGUUUGGGGCUGCAGGGGCCGGUACCACAGCGGCCUGACGCGGGAUCCGUGCAAGCAAUACCUCGGAGGGUUCUGACAACCAGUCAGAGACAGCAGGCAGACCACCAAAGCCAACCGAGCUUGAAAACAUCCCAGAUUAUUCUCUUCCCCGUUUCUGACUCAUCGUGUCGUGGAUCUGACCAGAGUCAGUUCACAUAUUACUUCCAGCCGUCUGCCAACUUCCAGCGUCCCACAUUGACCCACUUGUGGUUCUAUGCAGGUGAAGGAGGCACAGACAACUCCUCAGCCGUUCUCACCUUGCGCACAUCUGAUGGGAAGCUUCUCCAGGUGGUGAAUCCUCCGUCCAUGAGCCGCCCAGAUGGAUGGAUGACCUACGUCCUCAAUCAGACUUUGGUGACGGGCCCCAUCCUACUCCAAGUACUUUGUCCAGAUUGUCAUCGUCACACCGAGGAGACAGACAAGAUGCCCUUUCUCCACCUGCGUGCUCAAGCAGGCCCACCCCGGCCCCCCAGGAGCGUGCCAGACCGCAUCCCGUGGUCCCCAUCAGCAAUUGACCUACUCCAGCGCCCCUCACAAGAGAGGCCAAAGGAAAGUGACUGCGGCCGAGCUGAAGUACAGAUCAGCUUCCAGGAGCUGGGCUGGGACAAUUGGAUUGUACACCCCAAGGUGCUGACCUUCUAUUACUGCCACGGAAACUGCUCUGCCUCCGAUCGAGCCGGCACCAUUCUCGGGAUCACGCAAUGCUGCGCCCCAGUCCCCGAAAGCAUGAGGUCCCUGCGCAUCACCACGACAUCUGAUGGCGGCUACUCGUAUAAGCAUGAGACUCUGCCUAGAAUUAUCCCUGAAGAAUGUACCUGCGUCUGAAGAUGAAAGGGAUCAUCCUGUUUAUGUUUUUUUACAAUUGUUAUACUAUUUUUAUUUACUGCACAAUUUUUGGAGCUGUAAUGACCAAAUAUCUCAUUGUCAAUGUGUAUUAUCAGGAUAUUUUGCUUAUUUACAGAUUUUGUACACACGUUCCUUAAUCUUAAUAUAAAAGGUUGGCGAUUAUAUAAAAAUAGCCAAAAGCUAUUUUUCUUACUAGAUUGGUCUUACUAGGUUGGCAACAGGAGCCGAAAUUUCCAGUUCUUCUCCAGCAUUUAGUGUAAAGGUUCGACUCCCGUGAAAGAAUCCGUCUCACGGUUUACGUUCAAAGCAGGUUUGUAGUUAUACGCAUGCGUACGAGCCGAGGCGGAGCCGAAAUUGCCAACUUAUGUAGCUUCUACUGUGACCACUAGAGGGCAGUGUAAGUUAACUUAACCACUUCUCAUGGCGCUUCGUUCUCGUUUCAAGCCCCUUUUGUCUUUUAACUGAA
This is a messenger RNA of Doryrhamphus excisus (bluestripe pipefish), 1574 nucleotides long. It is a transcript of the gene inha, whose product is annotated as inhibin subunit alpha. Lineage: Eukaryota; Metazoa; Chordata; Actinopteri; Syngnathiformes; Syngnathidae. Gene Ontology annotation, molecular function: growth factor activity; cytokine activity. Gene Ontology annotation, cellular component: extracellular region. The record is from RefSeq and is a predicted model, not a curated record.